Enterobius vermicularis (human pinworm) is the source of this 882-nucleotide messenger RNA. The record is from the annotation of a GenBank genome assembly. Lineage: Eukaryota; Metazoa; Nematoda; Chromadorea; Rhabditida; Oxyuridae.
AUGGCAGAAAAUUUUCAAUUUGAUGCCAAAAUGGUGCUUCGAAUUUUACGAGUGAAAGGUACAGUUAUUUUAGCUGUUGUUACGGGAAUUCUAUUUUUGUUGACACUGUAUAGUCAUGGUUCAAAUAUUCGCUAUAAACUUGAGUUACUGAUUAUGCGACAGUCUAUGUUUUGGGGAGAACUAAGGAAGAAACUAAAGCAAUGCGAAGUGGAAGUCAUUCCAAAGCAAGAAUCCCUGAUUCUACCGUUGUAUAAUAGCAAAGAGUACAAGUAUGCGAUUAUCCCAAAACGACCAGUUUCGCCUAAAAGUAGAUGUUUGGCUGUAGUGAUAGGAAUGGACGGUGAAAUUGGCUCUGAAGCAAAGCUUCAAAAUUAUUAUUCGGAUGCAUGCGAAAUUUUUGGGGUAGACCCUGUUGCUAGCCCAAACAGAGGUCUUUUAGAACUUAUUGGUGGUAAGUUUACCCAUGCUACAAUACGGAUGACCAAUAAUGUGACGACAGAUUCUACUUUGAAAAAAAUGGAGAAUAAUACGCCGAAAAUUCCACAUAUAAACUUGAAGCAGUUCCUAGUAGAAACUGUAGGCGUAAAAAAAAUUCUUGAUUGGCUGUCUAUUGAUUUUGGUAGCGAAGAGAUCAAUCCGUUUCCAAUCUUUUUAAAAGGCGGUGUUUUCGACAGUCUCGAUGUGGACGUCUGUCAAUGGAAUGGUAGAGUCCAUCUUAAACAAACGGGACCUGAAGGAGAAAAAGCGUUUCUCAAUUUUCUUAAAGCAUCUAUUAGAAUUAAAAGAUACAUUUUUAUGAAUUUGAAACUUCAACCUGAAGGUGUAGUCACAUUCUAUGCUAUAAACAUAGAGAGCCAGCGAUGUAUACAGCGAUAUUGGUAA